Messenger RNA from Pseudomassariella vexata, 309 nucleotides. RefSeq lists its product as uncharacterized. The record is from RefSeq and is a predicted model, not a curated record. The coding region runs from base 1 to 309 and encodes 102 amino acids. Lineage: Eukaryota; Fungi; Ascomycota; Sordariomycetes; Amphisphaeriales; Pseudomassariaceae. The transcript has a single exon.
AUGGGCUGCCCACCAAAGCUCACGAAGGAUGGCUAUGGGGUUCAGAUGGGCACCAACCACCUUGGGCAUGCCCUUCUCCUAAAGAUUCUCACGCCUCACCUCAUCAAGGCGGCGAGCCCGCGUGUAGUCAGCAUGACCUCCUCAGCCUGGAAGUGGGCCAGGCCAGAGAAGAUCCAGUUUGUCACUCUUAGGUCUUUGGAAGGCGUCAGUCCUGUGAAUCGAUACGUCCAGAGCAAGACCGCAAAUAUGCUGUAUCCCCAGCAAUUUGCCAAACACAAUCCGCAGCUGACCAUGGACUUGCUCGCAUGA